AUGUCUCCUACCUUCAACUCCGAGGCAUCUCCCAUAUCCAAGAAUUUCUGGAUUCCAGGGGCUCCUUUGGUCCUGGGCGAAGGACCUGGCGAUUUGGCUCUGGUGCUAGAUGACGCUGCUGCAGGAUCAGGGGCCCGAGCCAAACCACGUAUCAUACUCGGGAAAUGGCUGAGGGGGUUCAGCGAGGUUCCAAACCCCCUAACUGAACCGAACCCUUGGUUCGUGCUACCGGUACUAGACGAGAUAGUAGGUGGUGUGGCGGUAGACGAUGCAGCAGUGUCAUCUGAUGCAUUCGUAUCAGACCUAUUGGUGCUUGAGUCUCGUUUAGUGGUUCCGGGUCGUCUUCGCCCACCGACCAGCUCAGCCAGCCUGUCGUCAAGUGGCUGUCUGGAAGAAAUGGAUGGUGUCGGAGUAGGUGUACGAUCACCUAUGUUCGACCCGUCUUCACUCACGGCCUCGUCGGGAGGAACAGUCCCGGACUUCACUUGUACCAGUUUCCGUGCAUCGUCGAGUGUCUUGGGCACAAUGGGCGUACCAGGUCGUGCGUUAUCGCCCUGGGAUAUCUGGACUUCCUUCAGCCUCCCGAACAGGAACGCAAAGCUGUUAUCAAGGGUGCUGCUUAUGCUCUUUAGCCCCUGGUCGGCAGUAUUUCGUACUAUAUCAUUUGCUGCUCCGAGAGCCUUUGCUGGAGGCUGGAAGAGGUCGGAUAGUCGUUGCUGA
Molecule: messenger RNA, 720 nt
Organism: Trichophyton rubrum CBS 118892
Lineage: Eukaryota; Fungi; Ascomycota; Eurotiomycetes; Onygenales; Arthrodermataceae
Exons: 1
Coding region: 1-720 (239 amino acids)
Source: RefSeq, a predicted model, not a curated record